Messenger RNA from Scedosporium apiospermum, 693 nucleotides. RefSeq lists its product as uncharacterized. The record is from RefSeq and is a predicted model, not a curated record. Gene Ontology annotation, cellular component: nucleus. NCBI's taxonomy places the organism in Eukaryota, Fungi, Ascomycota, Sordariomycetes, Microascales, Microascaceae. The coding region runs from base 1 to 693 and encodes 230 amino acids. The transcript has 2 exons.
AUGUCGUCCCGUUUCAUCUCUGGCGGAGCCAUUGAUCCAUCAAGCGGCGAGCGCAUCGAAGCCGCUCCGGCAGACAACGAGCGGCCCGUUGGGAAAAACACCGCCGAGUGGGAAGCGGUGCAGAAGGAAGUUGAGGAACAGAGGAAGCGGAGGGAAGAGGUGAGGAGGCAGGAAGAGGCCGGGGAGCAAAAGAGUUUGUAUGAUAUAUUACAAGCAAAUAAAGCCGCCAAACAAGCUGCUUUUGAGGAAAAGACAAAGAUACGGAACCAAUUUCGGGCGCUGGACGAUGACGAGAUUGACUUUUUGGACGAGGUGCGCGCGUCGAAGAGGGCGGAAGAGGAAAGGCUUAGGAGGGAGACUGAAGAAGGGUUGAAGGUCUUUCGGGAGGCUCAGAAGAGUGGUUCUAAGGAGGAAGAGGAGGAUGCGAUAGAGAUCGGGGAAGAUUGGGAGGUGGGUAGGAAGAGGAAGAGGGCGAAGGAGAAGGAUAGCCUUGUUAAGGGUGUUAGGAGGAGGGUUAGCGGAUCAGAGGAAGUGGUCAAGGCGAAGGAGAUUAGGGAAGGGCCCAAGGCACCGGUGGUCGGGGAUAAACGCAAGACGGAGGAAGAGGCGAAGAAGGCGGUGCCGAGUGCUCCAGCGAAGCCAAAGCUUGGCGGACUUGUAGAUUAUGGGUCUGAUGACGAUGACGAUGAAUGA